AAGUCGGAAUUUCAUGCCUCGCGCAUUCCAGAGCGGUCGAUAAAGUCGUUCGUAAGAAAACAGGAAUUAGAUUGAAGAGAGGUUAAUCAUGCCCCGAAGAAGGAAUAUUACAAUGUCACGCCGGAACAACGAGAAAUUAUGCUGUGGAGAGACGCGAAACGGAGAGAAUUGCGUGAAUUAUACCUGAAGGAUUCGGGACAUCCGACCAAGAGUCUCCUGUUUGACACAGGAUUACACAGAUUUGCUGCGACAAAAACAUCAGUAGAAAAAUAUUUUGUACCUACAGUGUUAAAUUAUGUUACAAGAGUGGGAUUUCUUGCGAGUUCUAUUAUUUUAACUGCAUAUUUUCUCAAAAAAAGAAGGGAUGCAAAAGAACAUUUAUAUCGUACUGGGCAAGUCAGUUAUGCAGACAGAGAAUUUAAAUUCGUUUAGAUAUAGUUGUAGAAAUAUUUAGCAAAAUAUAAGCACAGUUGUAAUGUAUCGCUGGAAUGUAUAGUGAAAUAAACUAUCAAACUACAAUACUAA
Molecule: messenger RNA, 525 nt
Organism: Nylanderia fulva
Lineage: Eukaryota; Metazoa; Arthropoda; Insecta; Hymenoptera; Formicidae
Gene: ND-B15
Product: NADH dehydrogenase (ubiquinone) B15 subunit
Cellular component (GO): mitochondrion; respiratory chain complex I
Source: RefSeq, a predicted model, not a curated record